AUGCAAAUUGGUCAUCGGAUAGCAAUUCUAGACCGCCGCCAGACAUUGAGAAAUCUGUCGAAAAGGAUACCCAUGGUACGAAACCAGAUACGCCUCACUUCCCAGAAACAAAUCUCGGUGAAGGCAUUGUUGGCUGGGAUGGGGAUGGGCAAGAUGACCCCAAAAAACCCCCAAAACUUUCCGUCAAGUCGUAAAUGGGGGUUGUUGGCGUUGAUGGCCGGCAUCACUUUCGUCUCGCCGCUCGCGUCCAGCAUGCUGUCACCCGCUAUUGAAUAUGUCGGGGCCGAUUUCGGGGUUACCAAUGAAGCUAUACUUUCUUUUACUGUGAGCAUCUAUUUGCUAGGUUAUUCAUUUGGCCCCCUCUUACUUGCGCCUCUGAGUGAGAUCUACGGUCGCCGAAUUGUUCUCAGCAGUGCGAACUGGUUUUUUGUCAUAUGGCAAAUAGGCUGUGCAAAAGCCCCGAAUAUUGCAAGUUUGAUUGUGUUCCGGCUGCUUUCUGGCGUGGGCGGCUCCGGGUGUUUGACUUUGGGAGCCGGCGUGAUCGCUGACCUCUUCCCCAUUGAGAGCCGUGGGCUAGCGACAUCUGUCUGGAGCAUGGGGCCAUUGCUAGGCCCUGUAGUUGGGCCAAUCUGUGGAGGAUUCAUUAGCGAGACUGUGGGUUGGCGCUGGGUGUUUUGGGUUCUUCUGAUAGUUGGAGGCAUCACCUCUGCUGGCAUUGAGAUUCUCAAUCGUGAGACUUAUGCCCCUAUUCUCAUUGAAUGGAAAACUAAGCAGCUCGCAAAGGAGUUAGGCAGGAAUGAUGUCCACAGUGCUUACGCAAAGCUGGGAGCUGAUACCUCUAUAUUGGCGAAGCUGAGAAUGGGCAUGGAACGACCGAUUCUCUUGUUCUGCAAAUCCCCCAUUGUCUUUCUUCUCUCAACAUAUCUGGCAUUGGAGUAUGGAUUACUCUAUCUUUUUUUCACUACCAUUCCUUCAGUAUUCAAAGACAAGUACGGCUUCUCAACCGGUUUAUCAGGGUUGGCUUAUUUGGGCAUUGGCAUCGGUUUCAUGGCUGGAUUAAUACUAACCGCACUCACCAACGAUCGAAUAAUGGCAAAAAUGGCACAGCGUAACGGCGGCAAAUUCGAACCAGAGAUGAGACUACCCAUGAUGAUUUUUUAUGCAGCCUUUUGCCCCAUCAGCUUCUUUUGGUACGGUUGGACGACCGACAAAGAUGUUCACUGGAUUGUCCCAAUCAUCGGCAUGGUACCGUUCGGCUUUGGAUUGAUGGGCUUAUACCUCCCCAUUCAGACCUAUAUCAUUGACUCGUACCCGACUCAUGCAGCAUCAGGAAGUGCUGCCCUCGUUGCUUCUCGAUCGCUACUAGGCGCUCUGCUCCCACUUGCUGGCCCAAGACUCUUUGCGACACUCAGCCUCGGAUGGGGAAAUUCCCUGCUAGGCUUCAUUUCACUCGCAUUCAUUCCCGUUCCCAUCUUCUUUUCUCAAUACGGAAAAGUCAUCCGCGAGAAGUAUCCGGUGCAACUUUAA
This is a messenger RNA of Trichoderma asperellum CBS 433.97, 1527 nucleotides long. RefSeq lists its product as uncharacterized. Lineage: Eukaryota; Fungi; Ascomycota; Sordariomycetes; Hypocreales; Hypocreaceae. The record is from RefSeq and is a predicted model, not a curated record. Gene Ontology annotation, molecular function: transmembrane transporter activity. Gene Ontology annotation, biological process: transmembrane transport. Gene Ontology annotation, cellular component: membrane.